AUGGUGAUGAUUUUAGUCUAUGUAGAUGAUCUUCUGAUAACUGGUGACAAUACAGACAUGAUCAAUGCAGCAAAAGGUACUUUGCACAAGCAAUUCAAGCUCAAAGAUCUAGUUGAACUUAAGUAUUUCCUAGGUAUUGAAGUGUUAAGAUCUGCCAGUGGAGUGAUUCUGAUUCAGAGAAAAUAUGUCUUGGAGCUCAUAUCUGAAAUAGGUCUUGCUGGUGCCAAACCAGCCACCACCCCACUAAAGACUAAUGCUAAACUAACUUCAGUUGAAGUAGAUGAAACAGUAGGUGUGAAAGGAGAUGGCAUUCUAAGCGAUACAACAUCAUAUCAAAGGCUUGUUGGAAAGAUAAUGUAUGCUACAAUAACAAGGCCUGACAUCAGUUAUGCAGUGCAGACACUAAAUCAAUUCAUGCAACAACCAAAGAAAUCCCACUUGGAAGCUGCAAAUAGAGUGAUAAGAUAUUUGAAAGAAACUGUAGGACAAUGUAUAUGGCUUAAGGCCCAACCUACUGCAGAAUUGGUUUGUUGGUGUGACUCAAAUUGGGCUGCAUGUCAAAACACUAGGAGGUUUGUUACAGAUUAUAUGGUGCAGUUUGGUAGUUCAUUGAUAUCUUGGAAGUCUAAAAAGAAGCACACUAUCUCUAGAAGCUCAGCUGAGGCAGAAUAUAGGAUCAUGGCCUUAGCAUUAGCAGAAGUGACAUGGUUGGAAGGUCUGUUCUCAGAACUGAGGGUGUCUAUCACUAAGCCUAUUGUCAUAUUUAGUGAUAGUAAAUAA
Messenger RNA from Capsicum annuum, 780 nucleotides. RefSeq lists its product as uncharacterized. Lineage: Eukaryota; Viridiplantae; Streptophyta; Magnoliopsida; Solanales; Solanaceae. Bases 1 to 780 code for a protein of 259 amino acids. The record is from RefSeq and is a predicted model, not a curated record. The transcript has a single exon.